AGCUAAUUGGGCUUUUAGGGUUUCUUCUGUCGUUAGAAGCUCUCCGUGGUUUUCGCUUCGUGUCGCUGAUCUUUUACUCAUCUCCAAAGCCAUGACUGCUCAGACUCAGGAAGAGCUUCUCGCCGCUCAUCUGGAGGAGCAAAAAAUUAAUUCUGAUGAACCUGUGAUUGAGGUUGAGGACGGUGAUGAUGACGAUGAAGAAGAUGAUGACAAAGACGAGGAUGAUGCAGAAGGGCAUGGAGAGGCCAGUGGCAGGUCUAAGCAAAGCAGAAGCGAAAAAAAAAGUCGCAAAGCAAUGCUGAAACUUGGAAUGAAGCCGAUCCUCGGUGUGAGCCGUGUCACAGUCAAGAAGAGCAAGAAUAUUCUUUUUGUCAUUUCAAAACCAGAUGUCUUCAAGAGCCCCAAUUCCGACACCUACGUUAUUUUCGGGGAAGCAAAGAUCGAAGAUUUGAGCUCCCAACUACAGACCCAGGCUGCAGAGCAGUUCAAGGCUCCUAAUUUGAGUAACUUAACAACAAAGCUUGAGCCAGCAACUGUUGCUGCUCAAGACGACGAAGUAGUCGAUGAGACCGGGGUCGAACCCAAGGACGUCGAACUAGUGAUGACUCAAGCUGGGGUAUCAAGACCAAGGGCCGUGAAAGCACUCAAAGCAGCGGAUGGCGAUAUCGUGUCUGCUAUUAUGGAACUUACAAAUUAAUAAGGGCAGGCAGGAGGAGGAUGUUUCUAUAUGGAAUGUUGGAAUCUUUUUCCCCAAAUGUUUCACCUGCUGAAUUUGAAGUCGAGAAAUUUGAAUGUACCGUAAACUUUAUGUUAGUUUUUAUAUGUACCUUAUGCUGAUCAUUAGCCAGACUAUGGGGGGUUCUCGGGUAUUCAUGAAGCUAUACAAAAAUUAUUCGACAAUGAA
Molecule: messenger RNA, 904 nt
Organism: Cucurbita maxima (winter squash)
Lineage: Eukaryota; Viridiplantae; Streptophyta; Magnoliopsida; Cucurbitales; Cucurbitaceae
Product: nascent polypeptide-associated complex subunit alpha-like protein 1
Exons: 4
Coding region: 92-697 (201 amino acids)
Biological process (GO): protein targeting to membrane
Cellular component (GO): cytoplasm; nascent polypeptide-associated complex
Source: RefSeq, a predicted model, not a curated record